Gigantopelta aegis is the source of this 4676-nucleotide messenger RNA. Its product is annotated as glyoxylate/succinic semialdehyde reductase 1-like. The transcript is spliced from 17 exons. Bases 1 to 1887 code for a protein of 628 amino acids. The record is from RefSeq and is a predicted model, not a curated record. Gene Ontology annotation, molecular function: NADP binding; oxidoreductase activity, acting on the CH-OH group of donors, NAD or NADP as acceptor; NAD binding. NCBI's taxonomy places the organism in Eukaryota, Metazoa, Mollusca, Gastropoda, Neomphalida, Peltospiridae.
AUGGCGACAAAGUUGAAAGUUGGGGAUCUUGUGUGGGCAAAGAUGAAGGGCUUUCCUGCUUGGCCGGGAAAGAUCAUUGAAGCAAAGGCUGACGUGAAGAGACCUUCCAAUAAGAAGCUGCACCACUUUGUGUUUUUCUUUGGAUCAGAGAACUAUGCCUGGAUUCCAGAAGAGAGUAUUUUGUUGUACCCUUUCAACCGUGACAAGUUUACGUCGAGCUCACGCAUACCAAAAGGUUUCAAGGAAGCGUUGGAAGCCAUUGAAGAUGCUUAUAAAGCAUUGCCUGCUUCAGCAAUUCCAGCUGAAUUGCCCUCUAUUGAAGAAGAAAUUGCACAGAUAUUUCCUCAGCGGUCUGAUUCUCCUAAAGAGGGAAAGAAGCUAAAGAAAGACAGGCGCAUCUCUCAAGGAUCAGAUAGCAAGUCCUCAAAGAAAGAUAAUGACAUAAAACGAAAUUCACGCUUGCAGAAAAAUGGCACAGCCAGAUCACGAUCUUUAGGAAGUGUUACAAAAAAAGAUAAAAUGAAAAAUAUUAAGACUACUUCAAAGAUCCUAAAAGCCAAAGACUCCCUAAAAAAGUCUGCUGCAAAGGUCCUUAAAAACAAAGAACCAAUUAAAAAGCUGACUCCUCUUCGCAAAUAUGGCACCAAACGAUCACUCUCAACAGACACUGAACAAAGACCUUCGACAUCAUCCAAACCACCAGCCAAAAAACAGCGCCCCCUGCCACAGCUGAAUGCAUCACCAGUAAGAUCGCCCGAGUCGUCAAGACCAUCACAGAGCAGCAUCUUCAAUCUAUCAGAAUCGGGAUUCUCCCACACAAAAAUACGUUCAUCUGAUGGCUACAAAUCGCCUGACGCAGAGUUCAGUGCAGCAAUCGGCAUUCGGCCCGAGAACCAUAUCAGUAAGGGAGAAGACAUGCAUGCGACCAUGUUACAGAAUGUAUCAUCUUCAACACAGAUCGAGGAAUCCAUGCUACCGCGACCAGUGCCAAAAGCCAUUAUCCCCACUCCACUGAGAAUAGGCUUCCUGGGCCUCGGCAUUAUGGGACAGGGCAUGGUGAUGAAUCUUCUGCGGUCUGGACACGAGGUCACGGUCUGGAACAGAACUGGAACAAAGUGUCGUGAGUUUAUCAAAGCUGGUGCUCUUCGAGGACUGGCUCCAUCAGAUGUAGUUCACAACUGUGACAUCACCUUCACAUGUGUUGCCGAUUCCAGUGCAGUAAGAGAUCUUGUGUUUGGCAACUCGGGAGUUCUGCAGGGUAUUUCUCGGGGAAAGUGUUAUGUUGAGAUGUCUACAGUCGACGAGGAGACAAUGGAGGAUGUAGCAGAGGCAAUCAUGGCGAGAGGUGGAGUGUUCCUGGAAGCGCCAGUAUGUGGGAGUCGCGUCCCAGCUCUGGAGGGACAGCUCAUAAUCUUGACGUCCGGCGACCGCAAACUCUACGAUGACUGCUACUCGUGCUUUGAGGCCAUGGGCAAGAAAUCAUUUUAUCUCGGAAAUGAGGUUGGCACGGCUACACGGAUGAAGCUGAUACACAACAUGAUCCUGGGAUCAGUUGUUGCAAGUCUUGGCGAAGGAAUGGCACUUGCUGAAAAAGUUGGAAUUGAUCAGGAAGAUCUAGCAGAAGUACUCUCCCUUGGUUCACUUUCUUGUCCUACAAUUAAUCACAAAAGUCAAGCUAUCGUGAAUGCUAUUGCGAACAACAAAUUUGAUCCACAUUUCCCAUUACAACAUCAGCAGAAGGAUCUGCGUCUUGCUCUCACCCUGGGUGACCGAGCUGAACAUCCACUUUACGUGGCAGCAACAGCUAAUGAGAUGUUCAAACGAGCGCGAAGACUGGGGUAUGGAGAUAGUGACAUAGCAGCGGUGGUUAAGGCUUGCUCGGUAUGAUGUCAUCACGAUGUUGAGGUUUACAGACAUGGACAGGACUUGGGUGUUUCUGUGUGCACACGACAUUGCAUGGGAACAGACUUGAAAUGGUGUCUUGUAGAACAAAUAUUUGAAACUGGUCUGACAGACUGUGAGGUUAUUAUUUUCAGUGCUGCAAGAAACAUGGUAGUCACAUUUAUCAGUCAUUGUUUGAGUUUGUUAAAGAUCGUGUUUUCUUUGCAGCACUUGAUUGUAAUUUAUUUUAAAAGGCAUUGUGAGAAGAAAAAAAAAACAAGCAGUUGUGUUUGAUCAUUAACAAGUGACUGUUUCGACGAAAUGUCAAAACAUUAUCAACAUCUUUGACGAUCAGUGUAUUUUUGUAUAGCUUUUGUUAUGAAGAUGAAACAUAUUGGUCAGACUAUUGCAUCUACUUGAAUUUCACUACAUCUGUUUUAAACAAUGAUUUUAUGUCUGUUAACAAAAAACAUCAAGUUCUGAUUUAAAGUUGUAUGACAAUAUAUGUCUGUAUAGAACAUUUACUUAUGUACUUAUGUAAAUGAUGAAAUGUUAGUAAAGUUUUGAUUAUAUACUUAUUAAUGACAUACAAAUGAAGCACAGUCAGCUGAUUUAUGAUUCUGAUAUUUUACAAUAAUACUGUGAAUUCAAGAAUUCAGCAUUGUGAAAUAAUAGCAUUUUAUAUUGCCAGUAAAUUCACAAAUAUUUAUACUUAGGAAUAUUUUAUGAUUUACAGUUGUAAACAAGGUUGCAUUUAUAUUUAAUUUAGGCAUUUUUUUUGUUUGCCAAACUGUUUUUAUAUUACCUGUGCAGGGAAGUUUUCAUUAUUUAGAAAAUAAGAAACUAUGUUUUGACAUAAUGGUAAUCCAAGACCAUUAUUACUAUUGUUAAGUAAUGAGAAUAAUAUUCCAAAGAACUACAAUUUAGUGGUAUUGUGUGAUAGGAAACAUAUUGUACAAUUAAAACUUUUAAAUGUCAUCGCAAGGAUGAACCAAAGUCCAUGCACCCCCACAAGACCCACCCCUGAGAGAUGUCAUAUAAGAAACCUACACCAAAAACAUAGGCUACUAGUACUUUUAAAACAACAAGUUACAAAUCCAGUCGAAUCCCGUAUGCAAUGUUAGAAAAGCUUCACUGCUGACUGAUCCAGUAGACUAGCAGGAAUGUAAUGAGAUGUUGUGCAAUACAGAGCAGUGAGAGAGAACAGGUUGGUGAUCACCCUAAACUAUAUCUAAGUCCUUGAGUUUUAUCCCAAGCCUUUUAAUGCAGUUCUGCUCCUUUUGAUAUGAUGAAAAUCCUUUUUUUAAAUAGCAUAUUUAGAGAAUACUCUACUCGGCAAUACUAUUUAUUUUGCACUCGUAAAUUUAUGUUUAUGAGUGCUAGAUAAACGGUAUUGCUGAGUAGCGAGUUGGGUAUUCUAUUUAUUACCCAUUAUUAAUUUUAUCAUUUUAUGGAAGAUUUUCAAACGAUGCUGUUAUUGAAAACAAGUUUGCAAAUUGAGAACAAGACAUAGCAAUGCGUCGUAGCUGUGACGUAAGUUGGUUGUUGACAUGAAUGGAUAAAAAAUAGUUACGGUUGUUUGUUGUUGCCUAACAGUUGUGACGUCAAAGCCUAUAGUGAAGCACUGAUUAUGACGUAAAAACGUAUCUAGGGGAAGAAUUGUUUUUUUCUUUCCCUUGCCCAUAUAGGUAAUAAUUUGAAAUGGAUAGUUUAUCCAUUUUCGACUUUGUGAUUAAAUGUAUAGAUUUUGCAUGUCGUGUACAGAGGAAAGGAAGAAAGGAAAUGUUUUAUUUAACGACGCACGCAACUCAUUUUAUUUACAGUUAAAUGGCGUUGGACAUAUGAUUAAGUACCACACAGAUCUUGAGAGAGAAAACGUGCUGUCGCCACUUCAUGGGCUACUCUUUAUCGAUUAGUAGCAAGGGAUCUUUUAUAUGCACCAUCUCACAGACAGGAUAGUACAUACCACAGCCUUUGUUACACCAGUCGUGUACAGAGGGAUGCUUUAGAUUAUUAAGGUGAAAUAACCAGUCAUGAGCUUGAUGGAACCCAAGGAUUCAAGAUGUCCCUUGUUAAGAGUUCUCAUUCCCUCUGUAUAGCUCUGAAAAGUUUAUCGUUGAACUUGCAGCAUUUAGGCAGUAGUUGCCUCAUUUCUUCAUCUGAAAAACAUACACGUCACUGGUAUCUUUGUAAUGUUUUGAAAUAGCAUGACGUUUUAAUACUUCUGUGCACAUGUAAAACAAGUCCAUCAAAUCACAAAUAAAUGUUUCUUUUUAAAAUAAAUUUGUUCCAUUGUGUCUUUAGAAGCUGUAUUGAUUACUUUCAGCUGUGUUUAAACCUGGCUUGUUUAAUCUUAUAUUUCAUCCCAUACAUUUUGGACAUUGAUAUCUUGAAAAAAGAGACAUUGUAAAUGUUAGUCUAAAAUUGUCUAUAAUUGUUUUAAUAGUUAUGUGAAUGACAUGUCCAGCGUUUUGUUUUCUUUCUGCUUAGUUUGCAUGUCAACUACUAAACAUUUAACUCAUUUUCACAAAUAAGAAAAAUUAUAAGUAUGUCAUAAAUAUUUUCAAAUUAUGAGUAGUCUAGAUCUCUAUGAUGGCAAACAUAAUGUGUAAGAUAGAUUUUAGCAUAACCAGUAGUGUGACAUGCAUUGUAUAAUAUGCCUGAUUCCUGUAUGUUAAAUAGCAUGACACAUUGCUAACAGGUCACAGUUAUGUUAAACUGAUUCAUACAACAGUCUGGCAAGUUCAUGCAAGAAAACGUAGUUACGACCAGUAAAUAUGUAUUGGCAAUUUCAA